CUCAUCGCGCACCAGUCCGGCGACAAAGAGUCGCGCGCAGACUCUGUACCAUUUCGUCGAUGUGGGAGGUACAUAUUUAAACCUGUCUCAGCUAUGGUCCCUGCACUUCGUCGCCUCCCUCCUCUCCUCUCGACCAAGGCCUAACGCGCUUACUAUCACUACCCUUUCUACCAUCUGAACGUCAUGUCUGGAAGUGGACGCAAGUUACGCGCGUGUAGGAGCUGCUCACAGCGCAAAGUGAAGUGCUUGCCGUCAGAGGGGGACCCGCGUUGCCGGGAAUGCGUGAAACGCAGCAAACACUGCGAACGCCCCGAAAUCACUGCGAACCAUAAUCCCUGUGAUAACUGCAAGCGUUCUCACGUAGCCUGCGAGUGGUCUGGGGCUGGACCUUGUACGUUUUGCUCAAGCGCACGUAGCGCAGCCUCGUGCUCGCUCGCCUCCGAGAACUCGGGGGGUUCUGAUCGGACGCCCUCAUUCGCCCUCGAUCCGAUGCGACCGUCAUCGUCCCCGCAGACGCAUUACUUCGACAUCGUUCUAAACAAGCAUUAAGUGCUCGGGCGGUCGCUGCGCGUCAUCCAGGAUGUACGUAACAGCUUCACUUGGUCCAAUCGAGUCGCAGACUACGAAAAGGACGGAGAGACAUGGUGAACACGUUGGGGGCGCUGGCGACAUAGCAUAAGAUGUUUUGUGUAGUUGAAGUUGGUAUUGGUGCCUUUGUUGGCACUUGUUCCCUAUAGCUAUAGCUAGCGUUGUCUCAAGGUGAUUUUCCAACG
Messenger RNA from Dichomitus squalens LYAD-421 SS1, 773 nucleotides. RefSeq lists its product as uncharacterized. NCBI's taxonomy places the organism in Eukaryota, Fungi, Basidiomycota, Agaricomycetes, Polyporales, Polyporaceae. The transcript has 4 exons. Gene Ontology annotation, biological process: regulation of DNA-templated transcription. Gene Ontology annotation, molecular function: zinc ion binding; DNA-binding transcription factor activity, RNA polymerase II-specific. Bases 184 to 549 code for a protein of 121 amino acids. The record is from RefSeq and is a predicted model, not a curated record.